Molecule: messenger RNA, 531 nt
Organism: Harmonia axyridis
Lineage: Eukaryota; Metazoa; Arthropoda; Insecta; Coleoptera; Coccinellidae
Exons: 1
Coding region: 1-531 (176 amino acids)
Source: RefSeq, a predicted model, not a curated record
AUGGGAACCCCAAUAUCAAGUGUGAUUGCCCAAAGUGUAAUGGAACACAUAGAACAAAAAAUCAUGAAAAAGUACAACAACAAAGCCUUUUUCAGGAGAUAUGUUGAUGAUUGUCUCUUAAUAACCACACCAACAAUAAUGAAACACAUUUUACGAGACUUCAACAGUGCUCAUACACUAUUACAAUUUACGAUCGAACAGGAAAAAGACAAAACAUUAGACUUCUUGGACAUGACACUCAUCAACAAAGACAACAAAAUAUUAACAAAAUGGAAAAAUACAAAACAAAACUCCGACCGCAUCUUGGACUAUAAUUCCAACCAUCACACCGGACAAAUACGAGGCACAAUAAUUGGAUACAUUGACAGAGCCCUUAAACUUACAUCACCGGAAUUGAGACCAAAAAUUAUAAAAGAACUGAAAGACCGACUUAUUAAGAACAACUACCCUACAAAGAUGACUACACCAUUAAUAAACCAAAGAAUACAUAGACUGUACAACACGAUAACAACUGAGGAAAAGAAAGAAUAA